This is a messenger RNA of Arabidopsis thaliana (thale cress), 2171 nucleotides long. Its product is annotated as Beta-galactosidase related protein. The record is from RefSeq and is marked reviewed. The coding region runs from base 945 to 2171 and encodes 408 amino acids. Lineage: Eukaryota; Viridiplantae; Streptophyta; Magnoliopsida; Brassicales; Brassicaceae. The transcript has 3 exons. Gene Ontology annotation, molecular function: RNA-DNA hybrid ribonuclease activity; nucleic acid binding.
AAAUUUUUCCGGCACCGGUAGAGCCGUUGAUCGCCGGUGUCCAGAGCUCUCUCCCUCACGGCGAUCUCUUCUCAAAGGUUUUAUCAUUUGGAGUUCCUUAUUGUCUGGUUUCCUCCUGUUUCAAACCUCUUUCCUCCCCUUAAAUCCAAAAAUUAUCACGACCACCCUACUUUCGAACUUGCUCUCUGGUGCUAGUUCUUCCCUCAACCUUCCCGCAAUCCUCGUGGUUUACCCGCUUCAUCUGCUCUCCUUGAAGCCAAGUUCAGCAUCUCCCUGCUCCCCUUUGGAUCGGAGCUCUGCUUUGGCGCCGACGCUAGUGAAGCACCCAACCAUGGAGAAUCCAACUUCUGUAGAUCGCACCUCAUCUCCAGCAUUUGAUUGGUUAGAUCCGGUCCCUGAAGCAAGCAAAUUGGUAGCCAAAAACCCCAAGUCCGAUCUGCUGUCGAUGGUGAUGAAGAGAAGAAGCAAUAGGCGGCUAGACCUAAUUCAGCUUCAUGUCUCUCACUUUGGGCCUAGCCCUUUUCACUUAGGCUCUCCCUACAGCCCAUUACCCAACCUUUUGGAAGCCCAAGAAGAGUUCUGCUGAAUCAAGCCCAUCUCUUCUAUGGCCCAGGUCUGCUUUUAAUUUUGUUUUGUCAAGCCCAAUUUUACAGAAGCUUUUAUCGGUUAGGAGUAGUAGUGGACGCUUUCCUGAGAUAAUGGUGAUGAAGUUAGAUUGAAUUUGCAGCUCUAUUUCAUGAAUCUUGGUUGUUAGCCUAGUUUGCUUGGUCCUUUUGCCUCAUUGUUCAAAUCUGAAUUUGAAUCGUCUAGGGUUAGUUUCUCUGUGGAAGUGUCCUAGAGUUUUGAUACCCGUGUCAAGUUGGCUUAAUUUUCUAUCAAGUUUCCUCCCUUUAGCACCCUCUGACUCUGAUUUGGCUGGUUGUGGACGCCACGCUAACAGAGUAAUGGUUCCUUUAGAUUGGUCUGAUAGUUACCUUUGUCGAGUUCAGAUGUUAAGUUUAUUUUGGACCCUACCCGAGAUCCUCUUCCCCACCUAUUGCCUUUUGCCCUUUACAGUGAAGAAGAUUGACAUUAUGAUACCGCCUCUACGGAGUGGGUAUUACCAAAGAUUUUUCACCUCUCUACCUACCCAUUCACCAAUUAUCGAGUUCAGUCAUGUGUUAAUAUAUUGCUUGGAUAAUUUGCAAUCCUCUGUUUGUUUGGGAAAGUACGGCAUUAUGACCAUGUCUUCAAGAGGUGGUUACCGUCUCUUUCUCAACCUCGUUAACCCGUCAGCCUCCUCCGUGGAGCACCUUUUCAAAAGCUCAGAUGCAUUGUUUGCAAGAGCUGCUUAUGAUCACUUGGUGGUCGAGGAUUUCGCGAAGCUCGCCUUCAUGCUUAUAUAUUAUACAUUUAAACUUUCGGAUGCGACUGGUCAACAACUCUUGGAUAGACAUAUUGCCAUUGAUGCUUCUUGCUGUAGGUGUGGAGAGCCGGAGACUAUUCUUCACAUGUUGUUUCACUGCCAGUUUGCGCAGUUAGUGUGGAGUCCGACACCGUUUGCAAGACACUGGGCAAGUGUUGGAGCAGGGAGUGUUCGAGAAGGCUUGAUCACCGGUUGUAAGCUUGCAUGUCUACCGCCGACUGGAAUUGCUUCGGGGCCUUUAGCUCCUUGGAUCUGCUGGAGUCUAUGGAAAUCAAGGAACCAAAAAGUGUUUAGUACCAGGUUCUUCACCCCAGAAGAAACUUUGUUAAAGGCUAUCACGAAUGCUAAGGAGUGGCUGGCAGCUCAAGGCAAAUCACCUGACGGAUCAUGGCGCAAUGAUCUAAAGGCAGCUGGCUUAGGGUGGACCUUCACCAAUCCGGCUGGUCUUACCUCUCAUCAUUCUGCUCUUUGCAAGAAUGUAUCAUCACCUUUCAUGGCGGAAUCUUUGGCCUGUGGAGCUGUUGUCUUGGAAGCGGUCAGGGCAGGGGCGGAUAGCUUCCUCCUAGAAUCUGACUAUCAACAAUUGGUCGUCGCAAUCAAUGCCCGAUUAGUUUUAUUGGAAGUUCAUGGAAUCAUUUCAUAUAUCUUCCUUAGCAUUGGUAGAUUUUCUCACUUCUUAUGUCGCUUCAUUCCUCUGUCAACUAAUGUUGUGGCUGAUUCACUUGCUAAACAAUGUCUUAGUUUGUACGGACAAAACAUUUGUUGA